This is a messenger RNA of Misgurnus anguillicaudatus (oriental weatherfish), 2265 nucleotides long. RefSeq names its product cytochrome P450, family 2, subfamily R, polypeptide 1 (gene cyp2r1). NCBI's taxonomy places the organism in Eukaryota, Metazoa, Chordata, Actinopteri, Cypriniformes, Cobitidae. Gene Ontology annotation, molecular function: oxidoreductase activity, acting on paired donors, with incorporation or reduction of molecular oxygen, reduced flavin or flavoprotein as one donor, and incorporation of one atom of oxygen; heme binding; iron ion binding. The record is from RefSeq and is a predicted model, not a curated record. Gene Ontology annotation, cellular component: cytoplasm; intracellular membrane-bounded organelle. Gene Ontology annotation, biological process: xenobiotic metabolic process.
UCGCUCUCUCCUUCUCUCUCUCUCGCGCGCUCCCUCUGACAGAGAACCGAGGCAGAAACUUUUCACAACGCAUAGUUUAAUCUUUUAAAAUGGUUUCGAUUAAUCGGGUGCCAUCUCUGCUCCGUUUGUCUUGGGAGCAAACUCUCUUUUGUUUGUGUAGUUUGUUCACGACACUCUUCGUUUUGCUGGUGAUUCGCCAGCUCCUAAAGCAGCGGAGACCCCGAGGGUUCCCCCCCGGACCGACACCUUUACCCAUGAUAGGGAAUAUAUUGUCACUGGCCACAGAGCCUCACGUCUACAUGAAGAGACAGAGUGAAAUCCACGGACAGAUUUUUAGUCUCGACUUGGGAGGAAUCUCCACUGUUAUUCUCAAUGGUUAUGAUGCCAUUAAAGAGUGCCUGUAUUACCAAAGUGAGGUUUUUGCAGACCGGCCAUCACUCCCUUUAUUUCAGAAGAUGACCAAAAUGGGAGGACUUCUGAACUGCAAAUACGGUCGAGGUUGGAUCGAAACCCACAAGCUAGCUGUGAACUGUUUCCGCUACUUCGGCAGCGGACAGCGGAUGUUUGAGCGGAUUUCCGAGGAGUGCCAGUUUUUUUUAGACGCCAUUGACCAGCACAAAGGAAAACCGUUCAACCCCAAGCAUCUCAUUACCAAUGCCGUGUCCAACAUCACCAACCACAUUAUCUUCGGGCAGCGGUUCACUUACGACGACGGCGAUUUUCAGCACAUGAUCGAGAUCUUCAGUGAGAACGUUGAGCUGGCAGCCAGCGGUUGGGCGUUCAUGUACAACGCCUUUCCCUGGAUGGAGUACCUGCCCUUUGGGAAGCACCAAAAGCUUUUUCGGAAUGCCGGCGAGGUAUACGUCUUCCUUCUGCAAAUCAUUGAGCGUUUCUCAAAAGACAGAGUCGCCCAGUCACCGCGACAUUACAUUGACGCCUACUUGGAUGAGGUGGAGCAGAGCACCAACGAUACAGCAACAUCUUUUUCUCAAGAGAAUUUGAUUUUCUCGGUUGGGGAACUCAUCAUUGCCGGCACAGAGACCACCACAAAUUGUCUGCGCUGGGCAAUGCUCUACAUGGCUCUGUAUCCCAGCAUACAAGAUAAGGUCCAAAGAGAGAUCGAUUGUGUCUUGAAUGGUAAGCCACCUGCUUUUGAAGACAGGCACAAGAUGCCGUAUGUGGAAGCGGUGGUGCAUGAAGUCCUACGCUUUUGCAAUAUCGUGCCGCUGGGUAUCUUCCGUGCUACCUCUCAAGAUGCAGUGGUGCGUGGCUACACAAUCCCUAAGGGCACCAUGGUCAUCACUAACUUGUAUUCAGUGCAUUUUGAUGAGAAGUACUGGAGUGACCCAUCUGUCUUCUGCCCAGAGAGGUUCCUUGAUAAUAAAGGGAAAUUUGUUAGGCAUGAGGCAUUUCUUCCCUUCUCAAUAGGCAAGCGUCACUGUCUCGGUGAGCAGUUGGCAAGGUUGGAGAUGUUCCUGUUCUUCACUACAUUACUCCAGAGGUUUCGCCUUCAGUUCCCAGAAGGGUUUAUUCCAAGUCUCACCCCAAAACUAGGCAUGACUCUGCAGCCUCGGCCGUACUCCAUAUGUGUCAUCAGGAGACAGCAGUAAAUCUUCACCCGCCUCUGGCACACGUGCGCUCGCCUCAGGGGAGACUACUUAGAAGUGUAAAAUUCCCUGUCUUAAAUUCUGUCAGGAUUUCAGCAGGGAACACUGACCUCUGAUAUUGGCUCAUUCAAUUCUCAGAAUGUGUUCUCCGUAGUUUCACAGAACCCAGCCUGAGCGUGAAAGAGUACACAUGGUAUGGGGAAAUGAGUCAGUGCAUGUCUGUGUACCGAGCCAAGAACGUACAUUGCAGUAUUAAAUCGUACUGUAGCGUGUCUUUCAUAAUGCGAAUUGAAAGACGUGUACCAUGUGCCAAACCGAACAUUGUGCUCGUCAAUACUAGGUAAAGUAUUACGUCAAUAAUUGACAGCGUUAACCUCUAUAACAGUUUGGAGGCACGUCGUAUUCAACAUUCCUUGAAUUCCUCCAGCUGCCUUUCCAAGAACAUUUUGGAAACACUUAUGACUCCCGUUGGUUUAAUGCCUUAAGUCAGCACUGAACUAACAAUGCUUUGUCCUUAGUUUAUCUCAGUGGAAAGUUUAUCAGGAAAUGUGAGACUUUGUCAUAUUUCUGUGGAAGAAAAUGGUGCUAUCAGCAAAAGCUUGACUCCGAUAUACAUUGUAAAUAUUAUUUUCUGUGCAAAGACUUGUUAUAAUAAAAC